Strongylocentrotus purpuratus (purple sea urchin) is the source of this 2500-nucleotide messenger RNA. Its product is annotated as metalloproteinase inhibitor 2-like. The coding region runs from base 166 to 1026 and encodes 286 amino acids. The transcript is spliced from 5 exons. The record is from RefSeq and is a predicted model, not a curated record. NCBI's taxonomy places the organism in Eukaryota, Metazoa, Echinodermata, Echinoidea, Camarodonta, Strongylocentrotidae. Gene Ontology annotation, molecular function: protein binding; metalloendopeptidase inhibitor activity.
GAAAGGGAAAAGAAAAAUAUUUCUCCUAUACUUCCGGUAGAGUUGAGAAGCUUUUCAUUUCUUCUGGUACCUCUCUAGUGGUUGGAAAUAUUGCCAAGAAACGCCUUACCUGGUUUUUGCCAUAUUCUCUCAUCUUGAUACACAUUGUCACAUCUACUCAGCACCAUGGCGAUAAGAGUUGUAGGUCCACUACUUGUGACCCUCGUGAUCCUGGGCUACUUCCAGACAUCGAUGGCCUCCUCAGGUAUCAAGUGCAGCCAUACCUGUUUAUCACUGCAUCCUCAGCAACGCUUCUGUGAUGACGAUGUAGUUCUGAAGGUGAAAAUCAUGUCCCGGUAUUUUGUGAACGCUAAGAACGAGGUAGUGCAGCAUCCCUACAGUAGUUUUGUUCGCUACGGGGCACGGGUCCUCAUGUCCUUGAAGGAGUCACCAUUUGCCAAGGAGGAUGAAGACAUCUUCUUCUACUCUCCAAGCUAUGAUUGUUCUAUAGCGGUACCAGAACUCAAGGACGUCUAUGUCAUAGGAGGAAAGGUUAUAGAUGAACUGCUGGUCGUCACUUCAUGUGAUGGGAUAGCCAUGAGGUUUGAUAACCUAACAUCAGACCAACGAAGAGGAUUCAAGGACAGAUACGAGGAGCAAUGUGGCUUCUGUACGAUCCAGGGGGCUGGUACCACCAAAUACAUAGGGGGUGACCUGGCAGAAGAUGGGCAGGAGUCAGGGUACUGGAGUCCAAAAGAAUGUUUCUAUAACCCCUACCCAUCCGUCAGAUACGGCGGGCAGGACUGCGAGACCCUGUAUACCUUCUGCAGGCCCCACCCAGAUACCGGUGAAUGUGCGUGGGAGGAAACGAUGGACUAUGAUGACUGCUUCGAUGCCAGAGAAUCUAUCUGGUUCUUCACUGAGAAGAGCCAGCCUGCCUAUACCUGCCGGUCUCAGUGCAUGGUUCAGCCCACCAAGCUCCUCAGGUGGAGGUGUCUCAAAGUCAUCAAGAAACUAGAGAUGAAAGGCUUAAUUCAACGCUGCUAAGUAUAUAUUAGCACACACGACCAACGGCCUAUAAGACCAGCAACCCAUGAGACCGACAACCCAUGAGACCGGCAGCCCAUGGGACUAGAAAUCUUUCAGGCCAUCUGAUUUUUGAAAAUCACUCAUUAAUUAUGAAAAUACUGGCUUAUACAGUAAUGUGUUUACAUGGGCAAAGGAACUUCUUUCUUCAUCAAGAUCUCAUUACAUCUUUAGUUUCAUUAUACAUUUCAUUACAUACCAUUCCUUUAUCUCAAUACUAUACAUCCCAUCAUCUUUGAAAUUCCUCUUCAUUUUUGUUAAAGUGGUGAAACCACUCUAGACAUUUGCGGAAGUUUUUCAGAUCAACUAGGAAGAUCCUGAUUUUUAGAUUUGGAAAUCAUUACCUUCCUUCCAAUUAUAGAGAAGUUUUACAGCGUAUUGGUAUUUUUAAAGGGAAUAGUCUGACAUUGAAAUGGAUUUAUAGUACCCAGGUCAGAAUGAAUCAAAGUCUUGACUAUUUCAUUUUGUUAAAUUGCAAUAUAUAUAAAUAUUCAUGAGAUGAUGGUAAAUUUAUGCCUCUUAGUAGACAUUUUAAUGUAAUAAAUAUAAAAGUAUUUCUGUAGGAAAAUAUGAUAUCAUCUCAUCUGCAGGCUCUAUUUAAAGAGUAAAUGACAUCAUUUACAAUUAGCAUGAAGUGAUCUAAGGCACUGCCAAUUAAUAGUUGUUGCCUAUCCAGCCCUAUUUGGUGAGGGUAAUGAAAUAAACCUAAAUGUAAAGAUACAUUUUUUUGUUAUUGAAUAUUUAAACUGCAAAAGAUUUUCAUAUUCAUGUAUCAAUAACUUGAAGUUGAUACAUAUAUUUUAAUUUAUGCCAACAUCAAUUCAGAUUUUCUAGGUUUUAGAAUGCAUAGGUAAGUUCACAUGCCACUUCAAUCCAAGAAACUUUCACAAGCACAGAAAGGUACGGCAUGCCUGUAAGUUCAUACUCUAUGCAUUGGUAAAAAGGGUCUUCCAAUGACGUGCACAAAUUUGCUUCCAAACAUGAUGUUAUUUACUCAGUCCGAACCCUGAAUAGGACAGGUUAAACUCCUAGGAACCCAAACGCUUGUCCUUCACCUUAGUGCCUAUUGUCAGCUCCUAUACUUGGGGGUAUAUGGUGUGAAUUGUUCCUCUCUCUAUUGCAGAUUGUUUGGGUACCAAAUAAGUCCGCCCAUAGAAGCCAUGUUCACUUUGGCACUAAUUGUUAUUGCUCCUGGACCGGGCAAAACAUGGUCGACAAUGGUAGGCGAAAAAGUCAAGAUCUAAGUUGUCGAUUUUGCUUCAAACUCUCUCACGGAUUGCAGAAGCAAUGGCAAUAGAUUUGUGUCCACGCAGUUUUCCCAUCUCAUUGUAUAUUGCACUCUCAUUCUGGAGUAGUCAGGGUGUGAUUAUUCCUUGGAACUAUUUGGAGUCCUUUGUAUGUGGUGCUAAUAAAACCUUGACUUUUUCUUUGGAAA